Molecule: messenger RNA, 4227 nt
Organism: Amaranthus tricolor (Joseph's coat)
Lineage: Eukaryota; Viridiplantae; Streptophyta; Magnoliopsida; Caryophyllales; Amaranthaceae
Product: transcription factor GTE4-like
Exons: 5
Coding region: 766-3516 (916 amino acids)
Molecular function (GO): protein binding
Source: RefSeq, a predicted model, not a curated record
AGUUAAAUGUCUCUUUGGUCUUAACGUCGUUAUAACAAAGAUAUUAUCCACGAUCUUUAUUUCAUCUUCAGGCAUACAUACCACAUUCUAUUAUAAUUUCUAUGAAUGUGAUUUGUCGGAGUUAGUAUUUGAUUUGGUUUAACGACGGACGAAUGAAGAGAGACAUAGCUGGGUUCGAAAUUCGGAUCAAUUGCCUCUUGUAAAACAAUUUCGGAAUUUCCGUUUAUCGGAAGCCCUCUUUUGCAAAUUCUCCCAAAUUCGCUCAUCUCAAACCCUAAUUUUAGUUUCUCUCUCCUCGACGCCUCUUUGCUUUCCACUUUCUCUCUCCUUUCUCUGUAAACAAUACCCCCAAUUUCUCCACUCACCACCCAUCUAUCUCCUACUCUCUAGAUGUUUCCAGAACCACCUAACAUUUAAGGUUUGCGGAUCAUCUUCAAUUUGAUUUGUCAUUUUGCCUUGUUUUCUGGCUUUCUUUCUUUCUCAUACGUUAGGAUUUUGAUUUUUUAAAGAGUGAGAAAUCUUGAAAGAUCUGUUCUUUAUUCCCUUGUUGUUACUUGUUAGAAUAUAAAUCUUUUGUCUUUUUAUUCUGUGAUUUUUUGUUGGAUUAGGGUUUUAUCAGAUCUAUUGUCUUAUGAAAUUUUGGGUUCUGAUCCAAAACCCUAGUUUUCGACUCCCAAUAAAACUUUGGCUGAUGGUCUCGAUAAUUUAGGGUUUUUUAAGGGAUUGGUUUUAGGGUUUUUGGAAUUGAAAGAAGACCGUACAUGUAUGGCUUCGGAGACUUCAGGAGCUGAUAAGCUUCCCAAGGAGAAAUAUUUAUGGAGUGAGAAUUGUAAAGUUUAUACUCGCAGAAUUCACAGAAAGAUCAUUGACGUUGUCAAAAAUCAUGAUCCUUUAACCACCAUAGCUGCUGCCACAACCACAACCACUUCAAAAGCCUCUGAAAAUGAAAACAACAGUGCCAGUUCUGACAAGAGCAAUUCUUUGAAGGAAAGCAAUGUUCCAAAUAAUCAUCAUGCUGUUAAUGGUGUCACUGCUACUGUCAAUAACAACGUCAACCUUGAGCAUGAGAAGGAUAAUACCGAGGAUGAUCUGCAAAACCUACCAAAUUCAUCUUCCCCGCCAAAGGAUGCUGUUGAAGAAGCUAAGUCUUUGCAAUUGGAGCAGAAUUUGUCACAGGUAGAGGCUGUUGAAGAAGCCAAUUCUUUUCAAUUGCAGCAGAAUUUGUCACAGGUAGAGGCUGUUGAAGAAGCCAAUUCUUUGCAAUUGCAGCGAAAUUUGUCACAGGUAGAGGCUGUUGAAGAAGCCAAUUCUUUGCAAUUGCGGCAGAAUUUGUCACAGGUAGAGGCUGUUGAAGAAGCCAAUUCUUUGCAAUUGCAGCAGAAUUUGUCACAGGUAGAGGCCGUUGAAGAAGCCAAUUCUUUGCAAUUGCAGCAGAAUUUGUCACAGGUAGAGGCUGUUGAAGAAGCCAAUUCUUUGCAAUUGCAGCGGAAUUUGUCACAGGUAGAGGCUGUUGAAGAAGCCAAUUCUUUGCAAUUCCAGCGGAAUUUGUCACAGGUAGAGGCUGUUGAAGAAGCCAAUUCUUUGCAAUUGCAGCAGAAUUUGUCACAGGUAGAGGCUGUUGAAGAAGCCAAUUCUUUGCAAUUGCAGCAGAAUUUAUCACAAAUGAAGGUUGUUGAAGAAGCCAAUUCUUUGCAAUUGCAGCAGAAUUUGUCGCAUGUAGAGGCUGUUGAAGAAGCUAAUUCUUUGAAAUUGCAGCAGAAUUUGUCACCAGUAGAGGCUGUUGAAGAAGCCAAUUCUUUGCGAUUGCAACAGAAUUUGUCAAAGGUAGUGGUUUCGGGGGAUUCUUCAAGUCUUAAUCGAGCUGAGGCAUUUCUUCCACAUGGAUUUGGUGGGGAUUUGAAUAAUAGGUUAGUGUCAAGACCGUUGGUUACUCAGGUAGGUGAUAGGUUGACCAUUAAUGUGUCAGCAGCUAGUUCAAUGGAGGAAGUUAGAGAUUUGAAAAGGAAGUUAGAGGAUGAACUUGAUCAAGUUAGGAACAUGGCUAAAAAGCUUGAAGCUAAGGAGAUUGAGAUUAGUAGGUAUUCUAGUAUUACGGGUAAUGGAAGUUUAAUUCCUGUUGAUGGGCACUUGCAAUAUCCUGUAAAUGGUGGAAAUGAGAUGGUGGGUAGUGGUAUGAGGAUGGGUUCUGAAAUGGGUUUGGUUUCUUUCAAUAAAUCAAGGCCAUUUAGGCAACUUUCAGUUUCUGUGAUAAAUAACAAUCAGUAUCAUGGAGUUGGUGACAUUAUUGAGAGGGACAAGCGGACUCCUAAGGCAAAUCAAUUGUAUCGAAAAUCCGAGUUUCUUUUGGGUAUGGAUAAGCUCCCGCCGGAGAACAAUAGGAAGACAAAAUCUAGUGGAAGUAAGAAGCAUGGUGGGUCAAAUUUUGAUUAUGGAUUCAGAAUUGAUAAGAAAUGUUUUAGCAAAUGUAGUACUUUACUUCAGAAGUUAAUGAACCACAAGCAUGGAUGGGUGUUUAAUCAACCUGUGGACGUGAAGACGCUUGGUCUGCAUGAUUAUUUUGAUAUUAUAAAGCAUCCAAUGGAUUUGGGUACAAUCAAGUCUAGGUUGACCAAGAAUUGGUACAAAACCCCUAGGGAGUUUGCUGAGGAUGUAAGACUUACUUUUCAUAAUGCAUUGACCUAUAAUUCUCCCGGGCAAGAUGUUCAUAUCAUGGCCCAAGAGUUGUAUAGGAUGUUUGAAGCGAGGUGGCCUGCUAUUGAAACUGAUUAUGAUCGAAACUUGAGGAGUGAAAUGCUUCGUGAUAUGGGGGUCCCAACUCCAACGUCGAGAAAGAUUUAUUCCCAUGUUCCUGUAUUGACUCCCAGAUCGUUUGCUCCACCUCCUCGUCUACAACCCACUCCAUUUCAUGAUGCGAGAAACUUCGAGAGAUCAUAUUCAAUGCCUGUUCGACAAGAAUCGACGCCAAAGCCUACAUAUUCAGUUGGAAGGAAGCCUGCUCUAACGAAACCUAAAGCUAAGGAUCCCCAUAAAAGAAACAUGACUUCUGAGGAGAAACAAAAGCUUGGCACUAAUCUUCAGAAUUUGCCUGCAGAGAAAGUUGAUACUCUUAUUCAAAUCGUUAAAAAGAGGAAUUCAUAUGUAUCACAAAAAGAUAAUGAGAUUGAAUUGGAUUUUGAAACGCUUGAUGUUGAGACACUUUGGGACCUGGAUAGAUUUGUAACAAAUUACAAGAAGACCUUGAGCAAGCAUAAGAGGAAAGCUGAAAUUGCUCAAGCUAGAGCAGCAGCUGCUCAGGCUGCUCAAGAAACAAUUCCAGCUCCUGCAUAUACCGAAGCGCCUAGAGAUACAACAGCAGAUGAAACAAAUGUUGCCACUUCUCCCCGUGCUCAACCAGAAAGGCAUAGUGAUAAUGAUAGUGAUUCAAGUAGCUCAAGCAGCUCUAGCAGUGAUUCUGGAUCCUCUUCUAGCGAUUCAGAUAGUGAUAGCUCUUCCGCUUCUGAUUCAGAUGGAGGUUAAACAUAGGAUCUUAUUGUUUCAAAGUAUUAGGUUGUUAGAUGCAAUGGUGUGUGCUGCACUUGAUGAUGCUGAAUUGCCUUUGCAUUGUGAAGUGUUUUUUAGGGCGGUUUAUCUCUCGUUGAUGUGGCUGCUCAGCUUGGUGGCUUUCAGCUGGCCAUCUUCAUAAGUAGAGACCGUUAUUCACUUUAGUGGCUACAUAACACAGAUUUUGUUUCUUAACUUGCUCGUUUCAGAAUGCUGUGUGGUAAUUGUACAUUUUUUGCCGUAGAUGCUACUCACACUUUCUGUGCAAGUAUUUUAAUGGUAGGCGACAUGAUACACUUGAUUAUCAGUGGCGUACAUAUAGGGAGAUCAGUAGUUUCGGUAGGCUUGUAAUAUGUAAGUGGGUUAGGGUUGGAUUUAUGUUGAAAUUAGCUUCUAGCUUUGUAUAGUUUAAUUGUGUUAUAGAAGGAUAGGUGUAAUUCUUUUGAUGCUUAGAUUGUUUGGCAAUGUUGGUUCUGAGUUGAAUGUACCAUGAUCAUCCAAUGGAAUUUGCCCCCCUCUGCUUACGCCUGCCCUACAAUUCACGCAUCCCUGGAUGUCGGUAACUUUUCUUCUCUAUAUUGUAUGGCGGUUGAGCUGUGUUUUUUUACUGGUUUUGUCCGUCCUCUGAAUGGGCGUUAGAUUCUCUAGAUGUGAUGGUGGAAUGAAUUCCUUAUUAUGAUUAUUGUC